This is a messenger RNA of Tarenaya hassleriana, 2980 nucleotides long. RefSeq names its product CRM-domain containing factor CFM3A, chloroplastic/mitochondrial-like. The coding region runs from base 160 to 2847 and encodes 895 amino acids. Gene Ontology annotation, biological process: RNA splicing, via transesterification reactions. The record is from RefSeq and is a predicted model, not a curated record. Gene Ontology annotation, molecular function: mRNA binding. Lineage: Eukaryota; Viridiplantae; Streptophyta; Magnoliopsida; Brassicales; Cleomaceae. The transcript has 9 exons.
CAUGGAUAACAUGGCGAGAUGGCAAAAAGCUUCGUAGCUGAACGAAUAAGCGAAAGCUGAAAUUCUGUAGAAACUUUGUAUGAGAAUUUCUUGUUUAUGGUUUCUUCUCUCUUCAGAAUCAGUGAAUAGUCAUUGAAGGGAUUAAUCUCAGAAAUUGCGAUGAACCCCAGUCACCAUUUCUGCCCCACAAGCUCCUUCUGCAAAUUCUAUGGAACCAGUCCUCUCCAGUUCUUAAGGUACAAUUCAUCAAUUCCACUCAGACCCUGUAACGGUGUUUACGGUUGUAUGUCUAACGAUCAAAGUCAGAGGAAGUUAAAUUUUUCUCCUGUGAAGAAAGUGCAAGGAUUAUCAGCCAGUGGUAAUAAUGGUAGCUCUGGGGAUGGUGAUGGUGAUGGUGAUUGGUUAGAUAAUUGGAACAGAACCCAGAAACGUAAUCAGCGAAAGCCUACUAAGGUUGUGUUAGAUUAUCGAAAAGGUAGAAACUUUUCGGGUUUAGGGGUCACGAAUGGUGAUAGUAACAGUCGUAGUAGUGAUGAUGGUGGAAGUAGUACAAUGGAGAAGAUUGUGGAGAAGUUGAAGAAAUUCGGAUACAUGGAAGACAGUGUCAAGGAUAGGGAGCCCCAACAUGAGAAAACGGUCGAGAAAGGAUCGGUGGAGGACAUAUUCUACGUCGAUGAAGGAAUGUUGCCGAGUGGGAGAAGCGGAUUCUCAGAGGAAUCACCGUUGGGUGUAGAAAAUGUCUUAGGAAGAAAUGGAGAGGUAAGCUUUCCUUGGGAGAAGGUAAGUUCUAAGGAGAAGGAUAGAGAAGGAGAGUGGACGGCAAGGAAGGAGAGUCGGUACUCGCUGGCGGAUAUGACUCUUCCAGAGUCAGAACUGAGGAGGUUGAGGAAUUUGACAUUUCAAACGAAGAGCAGAACUAGGAUUAAGGGGGCAGGAGUGACUCAGGCCGUGGUGGAUGCCAUUCACGAGAAGUGGAAGAGCUCGGAGAUUGUGAGGUUGAGAGUUGAAGGAGCAUGUGCACUUAACAUGAGAAGGAUGCAUGAGAUUUUGGAGAGAAAGACGGGUGGUUUGGUGAUUUGGAGGUCUGGCACUUCUAUCUCAUUGUACCGAGGUGUCAGUUAUGAGGUUCAAUCAGUGAAACUAAACAAACGAAUAUACAAAAGAGAAGAUGAUGCAUCCUCCUCAGCCAGACAAGGAGACAGUCGUCCUUCCUUACCAACAAAUUCAACGAAUAGCACUGAUAAACAAGUGCAUCCUCCUCAACCAGACAAGGAGACAACCAUUGCGAGGAAGAAAGACGAGGCAUCUCAACCGGAAGUAGAUUACGAAGUUGAAGUAGAUAAACUGUUAGCAGGUCUUGGCCCUAGGUACAUGGACUGGCAGGGAAGUAAUCCAUUACCUGUAGAUGCUGAUAUGCUUCCAGGGGUCAUUCCUGGUUACAAGCCCCCUUUCAGGGUACUUCCUUAUGGAGUGAGGGCAAGUCUAGGACAAAAUGAGGGAACAUCUUUGAGAAGGCUUGCCAGAGUUAUCCCUCCACACUUUGCUUUAGGCCGAAGUAGACAACUUCAUGGUUUGGCUACGGCCAUGGUUAAGUUAUGGGCGAAGAGUUCUAUUGCUAAGGUUGCCCUUAAACGUGGUGUACAGUUGACGACCAGUGAGAGAAUGGCUGAAGAUCUCAAGAGGUUGACAGGAGGUAUGCUGCUCUCUAGCAACAAAGACUUCUUGGUGUUCUACAGGGGAAAGGAUUUUUUGUCACGAGAAGUAGCUGAAGCGUUACAGGAGAAGGAGAGACUUGCAAAAUCUUUGCAGGAUGAAGAGGAAGAGGCGCGUUUAAGAGCAUCAUCGGGUCUGAUUGCCCCACGUGUAGAACCUAAUCAAGAACCUGUUGCUGCCGGUACUCUUGGGGAAACUCUCGAUGCGACGGGAAAGUGGGGAAAGGAUCUGGACAACGAUGAUCAUGUGGAGGAAGUGAAGCAAGAGGUUGAAAAGAUGAGGCAUGCAAACCUUGUCAGGAAGCUGGAAAGGAAACUUGCUUUUGGUGAGAGAAGGUUGUUGAAAGCUGAACGGGAACUGGCUAAGGUGGAGGCAUUUCUAAAGCCAGCAGAGAAUAGAGCAGACCCAGGAAGCAUAACGGAUGAAGAGAGAUUUAUGUUCCGCAAACUUGGGUUGAGAAUGAAAGCUUACUUACUCCUAGGUCGUCGAGGGGUGUUUGAUGGUACGGUGGAGAACAUGCACUUACACUGGAAAUAUCGGGAGCUGGUGAAAAUUCUUGUGAAGGCUAAAAGCUUUGACCAUGUGAAGAAAAUAGCAUUAGCCCUUGAAGCUGAGAGUGGUGGUAUCCUGGUUUCUAUUGACAAGGUCUCCAAAGGCUAUGUCAUUCUUGUAUACAGAGGAAAAGACUAUAAGCGACCAUCCACAUUGAGGCCGAGAAACCUUCUGACAAAGAGGAAGGCUUUGGCUCGUUCCAUUGAGCUCCAAAGACGAGAGGGUAUUAUAAAAUACAUCUCGGCCUUGCAUUCAAGAGCAGAGCAGCUGAGAGCGGAAAUCAGACAAAUGGACGUUGUGAAAGAGAAGGGAGACAAAGAAUUAUACGACAAACUAGACUUGGAUUAUCCAUCCGGCGAUGAAGAUGCAGAAGAAACAGACGAGGAAGACGACGACAACGACAACGAUGCAUAUCUAGAGACAUAUGACAGCGAGAAUGACGGGGGAGAAGAUAACGGAGAAGAAGAUGAAAUUGUGGCACAUAGGCUUCACUCAGAGACAGAUUUUGCUUCAGACAAUGAACAAUGGGACUCAGAUGAAUCAGAAACCGAACUUGUUCAUACUUCUAUCAAUGUGGCCUAACGUAAUGAAGAGCAGCUUUGAAUCAAACAUUUGCUUGAGUCAUAUGACCAUGUACCCUUGUCACCAAGUUGUAAUUUACAUUCAAGCAAGAACAGGAGACAUCUAAAAUCCAAAUGAAGAACUUUUUGAAACA